AUGGAAGAAUACCCAGAAGAAUUACGAACUCCACCCAUAACACUAACUUCCAUGGUAGGUUGCCCCGAUCUCCACCCUUUAAUUUCCACCUACCUAUUAUCACAACAACCUCCAAUCAACACUUUAGCACUUCCUGAUUUAUCCAAAAUCAACGUCUUCAGCCAGAAGAAAACCGAUCCCGAUUCCGUUAUCGCCGCUUCACCGCCUCCUUUCAUCGUUAACGGCAUCUUGAAACGCGAUUGGCUUCUCAAACACCGUACCAAAAUCCCUUCCGUUGUUGCGGCGCUUUUUCCUUCUAAUAAUGUUUUCGGUGAUCCCUCUCAGUGGCUUCAAGUUUGCUCCGAUCUCGAUUCCAUCAAAAGUGUUAUUCGUGCUAGGAAUAUCAAAUUGGUUGUUGUACUUGUUCACACCAAUGCAAACGACGAGGUUAGUGAAGAUAGAAUGAUUGCGUUAAGGAAACGAGCUGAAUUAGAGGCGAAAUAUGUUGUUAUAUUGAACCCUAAUGAUGAUUCAGAAUUUCAAUCUUCUCUAAACAGGCUGGCGAAUAUAUUUUCGGAAUUAUCGGGUGUGUAUUAUAGAGAAGAAGGAAGAAGGGUUAAACAGAGGAUAGAGAAGAAGAAUGUUAGCGCUGUGGAGUUGAUUGUUCGUUACUGCUUCAAAGUUGCUGUAUAUGCAGAGUUUCGAAGUGACUGGAGUGAAGCAUUGAAAUUUUAUGAGGAGGCCUAUCAUACACUGCGAGAGAUUGUUGGGGUGACAACAAGGUUACCACCUAUACAACGCUUAGUUGAGAUAAAAUCUGUUUCUGAACAAUUGCAUUUCAAGAUAUCAACCUUGUUGCUACAUAGUGGGAAGGUUACAGAAGCUGUGACAUGGUUCCGCCAGCACAAGAGUACAUAUAAAAGGCUUGUUGGUGCUCCAGAAGCAAUACUUGUACACUGGGAGUGGAUGAGUAGACAAUAUUUGGUAUUUGGUGAAUUGUUGGAAACAAGUUCAAAAGCCACUCAAAACUUUCCUCCUGUUCUUUUAGGCUCUUCAUCCAAACCACUGUCAGAGUGGGAAUAUUAUCCUGCUUAUUACUACCAGUUAGCAGCUCACUACUUGAGUGAGAAGAGGUCAGCACUGGAGCUUGCAACCUCAAUGUCAGAAAUUCCCAAUGAGGUUGACAUUGGAGCUGAUUCAGUUGUUCCUUCUGCAUAUGUGGGUCAGUUUGCUCGGUUACUUGAGGAAGGGGAUAAUGUUGAUAUGCUACCUCUCACCGACGAGGGGUACACCCAUUACGCUAUUUCUGAAGGAAAAAGGUUCCGAGAUUCACUUGAAAUAAUUGCUCUUUUAAAAAAAGCUUAUGAAUCUUACAGUGGUAUUAAACUUCAGAGAAUGAGUUCCUUUUGUGGGUUCCAGAUGGCCAAAGAAUAUUUUGCAGAAGGUGAAAUUGGCAAAGCAAAGCAGAUGUUUGAUAAUAUUGCCAGCCUAUACAGAAAAGAGGGAUGGGUAACUUUGUUGUGGGAUGUCUUGGGUUACUUGCGAGAGUGCUCCCGGAAAAAUGGUACAGCUAAAGAUUUUGUGGAGUAUUCCCUUGAAAUGGCCGCACUCCCAAUAUCAUCUGAUACUGGUGUCCAGAGAGACACUGGUCCAGCUGGUCCUGCAAAUAUACUGCAAAGAGAAAUUGUACACAAGGAAGUUUUUGAACUUGUUGGUGAGGCAGUGUUGACAAAAAAUAAAGAUUCUAGUAAUCUGAAGAUUUCUGCAGAAGAGUUAGUUCAGCUUGAGGUUGAUCUUGUGAGUCCACUUAGGUUGGUGAUGUUUGCAUCUGUUGCUUUCCAUGAACAGACAAUCAAGCCUGGAACAUCAACUUCUAUAACAAUUUCACUUCUUUCCCACUUACCCCUCACUGUUGAGGUCGACCGAUUAGAAAUUCAGUUCAACCAAUCUUCUUGUAAUUUCUUCGUAACAAAUGCCCAAAAACAUCACUAUGUAGAAGGUAGUGAUACUCAAAAGCAGAGAACAGAGACAGCACCGUCUAUUUCGCUUGUAUCUAAUAAAUGGCUAAGGUUGACCUAUGACAUCCAAUCUGAUCAAAGUGGAAAACUUGAAUGUCUGUCUGUUAUUGCAAAAAUUGGAUCACACUUAGCAAUUUGCUGCAGAGCUGAAAGUCCUGCUUCAUUGGAUAGCUUACCUCUCUGGACAUUGGAGGAUUAUCCACAAGUUGUUCCAAUAAAAGAUGCAGUUCUUGUGUUCUCUGGCCAGAAGACUACCCAAGUGGAAGAACCAGAUCCACAGGUAGAUCUGUGUCUUGGUGCUUCAGGUCCUGCGCUAAUUGGGGAGGUGUUCCUGGUACCUGUAACAUUGGUCUCCAAAGGCCAUGCUGUCUACUCUGGUGAAUUGAAGAUCAAUCUUGUGGAUGUGAAAGGGGGUGGUUUGUUUAGUCCAAGAGACUCCGAGCCAUAUUCAAUGGAAAGCCAUCAUGUUCAGCUGCUUGGUAUAUCUGGACCAGAAGGAGAAGAUGAUUCUCAAUUAGAUUCAGAUAAAAUAAAGAAAAUACAGCAAUCAUUUGGAUUAAUUUCUGUUCCCUUUAUUAAAAAUGGGGACUCCUGGUCCUGCAAAUUAGAAAUCAAGUGGCACCGACCUAAACCCAUCAUGCUUUAUGUCUCUUUGGGCUAUAAACCAAAUGGCUAUGAACCAAAUAAUGCACAGACUGUCCAUGUCCACAAGAACUUGCAAAUUGAAGGGAACAAUGCUAUUGUUAUUAACCACCAUUAUUUGAUGCCAUUCAGACGAGACCCAUUGUUACUCUCCAAGAACAAAGAAGCCUCAGAGUCUGAUCAGCCAGAACCACUGCCCUCGAACCAAAACACUAUUCUCGUCGUUAGUGCAAAGAACUGCACUGAAGUUCCACUAAGGUUGAAAUCCAUAUCCAUAGAGGAAGAGGAUGGUGUUGAAAGGACGUGCUCUAUACAACAUGGAAAUGAAGAGCUUUCAGACCCUGCUCUUCUUGUUCCCGGAGAAGAGUUCAAGAAAGUAUUUUCAGUCAGUUCGAAUAUAAACAUUUCAAAGCUCAGACUAGGAACUGCGUGUUUGAAAUGGAGAAGAGACUUCGGGGUUGAAGAGAAAUCUGCUUCUACCGCAAUAUUGUCUUCUUGGGUUGUGACUAAACAAAAGCUGCCGGAUAUGAAUGUGGAGUUACCACCAUUGAUUGUGAGUUUGGAAUGCCCUCCUUAUGCAAUCUUGGGAGAUCCCUUCACAUACUAUAUCAGAAUUUUGAAUCAGACACAGUUGCUUCAAGAAAUCAAAUACUCAUUGGCAGAUGCCCAAAGUUUUGUGCUAUGUGGGUAUCAUAAUGACACUGUAUAUGUUCUUCCAAAAUCAGAACACAUUGUCAGUUAUAAACUUGUCCCACUUGCCUCAGGCAUGCAACAGUUACCUAGAUUUUCAAUGACUUCUGUGAGAUAUUCAGCAGCCUAUCAGCCUUCAAACUCUUCAAAUACUGUUUUUGUUUUCCCUUCCAAACCUCAUUUCAAGACUGCAGCCUCACCAAUCUUUAGGGUGGAGGAGUCUGUAGCUAAUGAAUAA
Molecule: messenger RNA, 3567 nt
Organism: Lathyrus sativus (Indian pea)
Lineage: Eukaryota; Viridiplantae; Streptophyta; Magnoliopsida; Fabales; Fabaceae
Source: the annotation of a GenBank genome assembly